This is a messenger RNA of Ipomoea nil (Japanese morning glory), 986 nucleotides long. Its product is annotated as UPF0098 protein CPn_0877/CP_0992/CPj0877/CpB0906. The transcript has 2 exons. NCBI's taxonomy places the organism in Eukaryota, Viridiplantae, Streptophyta, Magnoliopsida, Solanales, Convolvulaceae. Bases 258 to 767 code for a protein of 169 amino acids. The record is from RefSeq and is a predicted model, not a curated record.
CUUACGAACUGGCAAGUGGCAAUUGGCAGACACAGAUUUGAUCUACAACUCUCCACGUACAUGAAACGUGUGAAUUCCUGAACCUUCUCGUACUAAGAUGAAUUCUUUUUUCCGCGCGAAUGGCAUCUGCUAGCUCGCUCAACGAUUUAUAUCCAUUCCAUGAGAACAUUCAACAUCAUCCAAAACAUCGCAAAUCUCACUCAGGUAUUUCAUCGAACAGUUGGACGGCAAAACCCCGAGACCAGAGUUGAUCAACAAUGGCGGCUACCGCAAGUGACGAGUUCAGGCUGGUGUCGCCGAGCAUCAGCCACGAAGGCAGGUUACCUAGAAAAUACACGGAUGAAGGUCAAGGUGCGAAGAUGAAAUUGUCGCCGCCUUUGGAAUGGUACAAUUUGCCGGAGGGAACGAAGAGCUUGGCGUUAGUGGUGCAGGACAUUGAUGCGCCCGAUCCCGGCUCACCCAUUGUGCCGUGGGUGGUUUGGGUGGUGACGAAUAUUCCCCCGACGCUGAAGGGGUUGCCGGAGGGGUUUUCCGGCAAAGGCGAGGAGUUGGGCGGCGAGUAUGCUGAGAUUAAGGAAGGGCAGAACGACGAGAAGGUCCCCGGGUGGCGCGUGCCUAAGUUGCCUACGCAUGGACAUCGGAUCGAGUUUCGGCUUUUUGCCCUUGAUGAUGUGCUCAAUCUUGGUAAUAAGCCGACAAAGGACAAGCUUUUAGAGGCGGUGGAGGGGCAUACGCUUGCAGAAGCGGAUUUGAUUGCUGAAUUCUAAAAUGCUUCUACUUUUUAAUGGGUUCAAAUUACCACUGUUUUACUUUUUCGCUUUUCUUUAUUUCUUUAAGAAUGUGAAAUUAAAGUGCGAUAUGAUAAACACAAAGGGACUAUAAUGUUUUCUUGUUUAACUUUCUAGUUUUGUAUGAUAUAUGUUUGAGUGGUGUUGGUGACUUUCAAUAACGUGUUGGAUGGGAGUCUGUUCUAGAAAUUAUGAUAA